Molecule: messenger RNA, 2790 nt
Organism: Penicillium macrosclerotiorum
Lineage: Eukaryota; Fungi; Ascomycota; Eurotiomycetes; Eurotiales; Aspergillaceae
Exons: 1
Coding region: 1-2790 (929 amino acids)
Source: RefSeq, a predicted model, not a curated record
AUGGAUGACGUCCAAGCUACGGCAAGAUGGGCAAACCGCGUGUUGCGACCUUUGACCUCUAUCUAUCGCCGACUAGAGAAGCACCAAGAAACCCUAUCGAUCAUUGCGACCGAAUCGAGCAAUUCAGAUACGACAAAAAUCGUAAAUACGCAUGAACCUAAUACAUACGAGACUACGAAGGCGCGAGACGACUAUUGCGGAUCAGACGCGGACGAAGAUGACCCAGUCUGGAUUCCAGGCCAGAAGCCCGACAAGCGGCGAACAAGACACAAAUACUCAGCUCGGGGAUUGGGGAACGCAGGGAGGAGGCGAUCUAGACUAUCUAUGCACAGCCCAGAGGCCUCUCGCACUCUGCCUGGCGCAAUAGAGCUUGCGACACCCGUGAUUACCGGGAAAAGAUGGGACAUCCCUUCAAGUGCUCGAUCCCAAUUGUCGGCGGAACAAACCAAGUCAACAAAAAUUCAAGGACAAUUGCAAGCAUUUCGUGAUCGGUACCCCCUUCACAGAAGUCCCUGGCAAGAACUCCUCGACCAAUCCGGGGACUCAGGAUUCGCCAACAUCGCGCAUAACCUUGAUCGCGUCCUGCAAAAUUUUCUUUGCAACACACGUAUUACCAAACAACCCAAUAUCGAAUCCAAUAAAUCUUACCUUGGUGCACGUUCUCUUAUGUCUAUGGUGGUUCGGCGCCUUCCUGAAUUCAUUGCUAGUGAGCAGGAUGUACAAAACGAGCAGGAUGCAGAUGGAGAUGAAGACAUGUGCGAUGCAUACCUUACCGAAUUGGAAUCAUUUUAUGCACCUCACGGGAAAGGAUGGAAACCGCUUCGUGAGGCAGUUCGAGCUCAAGGCAUUUACCUAGUGUCCAUGAUGAUAACGAACAAAUGGCUGACCGAUCCAAUUGCCUGCAUGUUGAUUGAAAAGUGUCGAUAUCACGAACCAGAUGCAUGCGAGGCCCUUCUUUCGAAAUUUUUGUCUACAUGCACGACCUAUCCACAUCCUACUGCCCUUAAGCCUUCCGUUGACAUUAUCAAGCCAGGAGACCCUGUGCGGCUGCUGCGAAAAUAUGCCCAUAAUGGUCCAGCCCAUCGCUCCUAUAUUUUUGAUGAACUCACUCAACUUCUUUUACGUGGAGUCUUACCCCCAGAGUGGAUGGCAACUAAGUCAUGGACUAGUUGGAUGACUAGGGCCACAAUAUCAUUUUCAAAAGGAGAUGACGAUUGUGCAACGGCCUCGAGAUUAAUUGAAUCUGUGCUCAUCUCGGCAAGUGAUCUUCGCCCAACAGCUACGGUGACCAAGCCUAAAAUGCUUUCUAUUAAAAAUCAUAUUCCUCGUGGAAGAAAGACCCGGGCGUCGUCUGUUUCUAUGGGACACACGCCUGACCCCUUCCGACCCUGUCCUGUGCCAGUAGAGGAUGCAUUGAGCAACCAUGUGACAAGCCUUUUGGCAGCGCUUUGUGGCAUGCAUAUCUCACGGUCGCGACAGCCCGGUGUAGCUGAGACCAUGGAUGGCACAAAGGCUGGGCACAUUAUCAACUACCUUUCUUUUACGCUUGGGCGAGAUAUGGAAUCAAAGCCACUCUCCCAUGUGACUUCUCUCACACCUCAUCAACUAUUACGACGUGGAUGCGUAUUACUGGCAUCAUGGCUUGUACAGUGUAACGACACAGGCUUGAAGGGCGAUACGAAUUUCCUGAUAGCAUCAAGUGCAUGUCUUGAACGAUAUUGCGAGGCUUUGGCAUCUCGCUCGGAUCUUAUCAAAGAACUGGCAUCAUUUAUGCGACAGAGUUUCCGGUGCUUUGGAAGCGCUACGGAUAAUGAACGUCUUCACAUGGGUCGAGAGGUGAGGCAGAUGGUCUCACGACUCCCUUAUAUAACGAAUGCUGUAGGACUGUCGUCAUUACUCAGGCGCGUUGCCGUUGAGGCAGCUAUGGAAUUCGCCGAGGGGACUGGCGAACCCGACGAUCAUCUGUGGGCCGUUGAAAUCCAGGAGGCAGUCAUUUCUCUCCAGGGCCAGAAGGAUGUCAGCUCAGAAUCUGCGGAUGACACCGAAGAUCAAGGACCGAGACGAGGAUAUCGCUGGGAAGAGAGCAUCGGGGAGUGGGUUGCUCGCACGCCAGCAGUCAAGAUUCAUCCAGUGCCUAUGGUUCGGCCGAGACAGCGAGUCUUGGCCACCUCUAGGCCCAAUUCAUGUAUUCCCUGCUCGACGGACAGUAGCCCGCUACUAUCAGAUCGAUCGACAGAGGCUGCAUCUAGCUUGACGUCCUCGCCUCCAUCGAUUGGGACCAAACGAACAUUUGAUGUGAUUGAUUCCUCUCCUUUGCAGCCGGCGAAACGGCGACGACCGGCACCUGUUGUUAUUGUGGAAAAUCCCGAUAAAGACCUCCAUAGCAAAAGUGGAUCCUGGGCUGCUCCUGCCCCCAUCUCCCCGUCACGAGAACCGGUUUCUUCUCACCGUCGGGUCCUCCGCCAGAUGUUAAAUUACAAUUCAAUCCAGCCAUCUGCGCCCCCGAGAACCAAGCGCCCAGCCAAGGUCGAGGUGGUGGUUAUCAACAGAAAAGAAAAGAACAUGAGCGAAGACUCUGGGCCGUCCAUCCCAGGAUCAGGCGCCCGGUCGGCACCAAGAGUAGAGAAAGAACUGGUCGAGAAGCAGAUCCAUCGAACGGUGCCACGAAGGUCCGGGCGACCUCGAACUUCCUACGUCCCCGCUGCUACCACGCGAGUGUCCCCUAGGCGGAGUUCGAUAGUGGUCCCCUGCUCCGAGGAGGAUAGCGAGGACGAGCUGAGCUUUCUCUAA